UCGCACACAGCUGUAGUGCCACCACACACCAGACCUCUUCUCACUACGGCUGAAACAAUGGCUUGUCGGACACUUUUUCUCUGUAUCUGUGAAGAUUCAUUUUGAGUGGAUCCACAGCUUUCUUGAAUGUGAUAAUUGAGUUGGAUGAUCUGUACUUUUUUCCUCUUUGUUUUCUUCUUUUUUUUGGUGACGGUAGAAUGACACAUUUUGUAAUCAGGCUUAAGUCUGCUAAGGAUAUGGUCAGUCAUCUUUUUGCCUGCUGCAUGGGCUGAGUCCGCUGCGAUCGUCAUCUCUGCAGUGCUUUGGAGUGUGCAGGCCUGGCACAGCCAGCUCUUAUCCUGCUUCACUGGCUUCAGCUGAGCCACUGUAUCAGAGGCUUCUCUGACAGAACAGUCUGCUGUCUAUGAGAACCUCAGUUCUGGAUCACAGAGACGCUGCCUUAAGCAAUGCUUAAUCUGGAUGUUAUGGCAGCUGGUCUGAAUCCUCAGAUUUCUACCUCGCCAAGAUAAGCUGGAUUUCCAUGGUGUGGAUAUGUCCCUUGAACCCAGAGCCUCUCUGCUGUAGUUUGGAGCAGCUCUUCUGCAUUUUCUUCCUCUGUGAUCUGAUUGCUGGAAUAUACAGGAUAGUUGAUUUUUGGGGUUGCUGAAUGCUCCCUGCUUCCCCAUGGCAUGCUGUUUCAGGUCCCGCCACCGUGGAAGCUGGACACUUAACACCUCUCUUCCAGAUGAUGAAACUGAGCAGCACCACAGCACAAUGGUGGGAGAAGGGGGCAGCACGGGGGACAGCACCCCUCCCCCAAAGCGCAAGGGCAAGUUCUCGACCCUUGGCAAGAUCUUCAAGCCGUGGAAGUGGCGGAAGAAGAAAAGCAGCGAGAAAUUCAAGGAAACUUCCGAAGAGCUGGAGAGAAAGAUGUCGACGAGGCGUACGCGACAGGAGCUCAUAGAACAGGGAGUGCUGAAGGAAGUCCCGGACAACGAUGGAGAUGCCCAAAAGCAGUCCUACGUGAAGAAUGGCCACACUCUGCCUGUUGGGGUUGGAGGAGGAGGAAUCAUCAGCGGUGGCAGGAGUCCAUGUAAUCAGGGUAGACUCCCCUCAGAGUCGGACUUUAGGAUGAACCCUGCUUGGCUAACCCAUCCAGACGACUGCAGGGGCCGCUCUCCCUCGGACGGAGACCGCCGUGGAGUCUUGGGCCCCAGGGGAGCCGGACAUCACGAUGACGGGCGGAGAAGCGGAGGGAUGGGGGUCCGUUCGCACGGGGAGGGCGAGUGGAAGCCUAACAUGGCCUGGCAGGGCCAGAUUCACGGCCAGAUGGAGGAGGGCAGACGUGGAGGCAGGCUUCACCCCGAGGAUGGGCAGAAGAGGCCAGGGCUCCAGAAGGCCCCAUCGGAGGACGGCAGGAGGAGUCGGCCUGCAGAAGCAGACUGGAAGCCGACGCUCCCUCGACAUGCAUCUGCUGAGGAGGGAAGAGCUCGCAGGGAGUCAGAAAGCCACUUUGUUCCGGACCCAGAGGCCCUGCGGGACACCCUGCGUGAGCCUCUGCCACCCAAACAGUCGGUCAUGCCUCCAAAGUGGCUGAUGAGCUCCGCCCCUGAACCUGGCAGCGAGGGUCCGCCUCGGACGCCGUCCAACCACCCAACAAACCAGUACUCCUCUCCCUCGGCUGUGACGUCCAAACCUGUUCGGUCUGUAUCUUCUGCGGGUGCAAACACUCAGCAGUCUUCAGGCCUGACCUCCACCUCUCAGGUCACCAAGCAGCCCCCUCUGCCUCCACCCAAACCUGUGAACAGGAGCAAUGCAGCCAUGCUGGUCUCCGCCCUGCAGGGGGGAGAAAACGCUCAGCUUCCGCUCUACUGGUCCUGCUGGAAGCGAGAGUGCGACUAUGAUGUCUACCUGUCCCUGCCUGUGUACCUGUGCCGGCGGGCCGGAGGCCUGCGCUCAGGUGACUUCAUCCAAGCCACAGGGGGCGCCAGUCUCGUGCCGGCCAAGCCCUCUCCUCCGAUGCCCCCUAAGAGGACCACCCCGGUCACCAAACGCAACACAGAGGACUCGGCUUCAAACCAACCCAUCAACCCCUCACCGCUGUCUCUGGAGGACCACAGCAGCCUCCCUGUGGGCUUCCAGCUGCCUCCCCCGCCUCCCUCCCCUCCCCUGCCGACUCACAUACCCCCCUCCCCACCCCGGCAGCACAUACACACCCACCACCUGCACCAUCAGCACUCCUACCCCCACCCGCUGCCCCAACCCAUACCCAUGCUGUUCGACCCUCCGAGCCCGACCAACGAGUCUCCCCAGCGCCCGGCUCCUGUACCGCUGCACAUCAUGAUCCAGCGGGCCCUGUCCAGCCCCGGUCCAGCCCAACCGCAUCCAGACGGGUUACAGCGGGCGCACACUUUGCUUUUUGAAACCCCUCCGGAGUACCAAGGAGAUCGUGGUCGCCCCCUGCCUGUCAGCAUCCAACCACUAAAACUAUCUGAAGACGACUACUCAGAGGAGGAAGAGGAAGAAGAGGACGACGAGGAAGAGGAGGAGUAUGACGGGGAGAUCCCACAGCCGGAGCUGGAGCCUCGGAGUCGCCGGUGUUUGGUCGGUGACGCCGGCAUUUGCGUCAUCCCGGGAGGAAACAGUAGUGAGGAGGAGGAAGACGAAGAGGAUGAGGAUGAGGAAGGAGAGCACGACAUGCGUGGGGAAGACAGCGACUCGGACGGUCCUGAUAUUCGAAAAGAUGAAGACUCAGAUGAGGAUGAGGAGGAUGAGCCCCCACUGAGUGCUCUGGCCAGUCGGGUGAAGAGGAAGGACACCCUGGCUCUGAAGCUCAGCAGCCGCCCCUCGGCCCCCGACAGGGACAGGUUCACCCAGGACAGGUGCAGCAGAGACGACCAGCCUCCGGGACAGACGGGCCUCACCUGGCAGAGCAGGGAGCAGUGGGAGGCCAUUCGCACUCAGAUCGGCACUGCGCUCACAAGGCGACUCAGCCAGAGACCCACUGCUGAAGAACUCGAACAAAGAAACAUCCUUCAGCCCAAAAAUCAGGCUGACAGACAAGCUGAGGUUCGAGAGAUCAAGCGGCGGCUGACCAGAAAGCUGAGUCAAAGACCCACAGUUGCAGAACUACAGGCAAGAAAAAUCUUGCGAUUCCAUGAGUAUGUGGAAGUAACAGACGCCCAGGACUAUGACAGGAGGGCAGAUAAGCCGUGGACCAAGCUGACUCCAGCUGACAAGGCCGCCAUCCGGAAGGAGCUCAAUGAUUAUAAGAGCACUGAAAUGGAGGUUCAUGAAGAGAGCAGAAUUUACACGAGGUUCCACCGGCCUUAGCGUCCCAACUGGAGGAUAAGGAAGCACUUAAGAUCUCCGUGGCAAGAAGCUGCUCCCUCUGCAGACGCAUCACAUCGCCCCUCCUUACCAGAAUGUACUGUACAGAUUAUCAGGGAAAGCCUGGAAUUGACUCGCUUCUCGCUUGCCCUCCAUCGCCCUCUCACUGCAUUGCUUUCACUUAACUGAGGUGGUGGUUGGUGGCUGGUGGUGGUGGAUGAGGACCAGAUGCAGUAUUUCUCCCAGACGACAGGGGGAUCCACGUGCCAAUGAAGCGGAGAAGACGGCAGAGGGCCGACGGGGCUGACUCUGGCUCUGCCGUGGUGUGGUACCCCUCAGGGACUCUGAUCUAGUUGCAACCUUUAACGCGGCCUCAUUCUGUGUUGCCUUUUUUCCGCCUCUUAAACUGUAAAUAGAAACGCUAACUCAUCUCGUAACAGCAUACAAUGAUAACGGUAAUAAUAAUGAUGAUAAUACUUCACACAGUAAUAAUAAGAUAAUAGAGGCUGCAUCAGGAGCGAGCUGGAGGGUGAAGACUGCGAUAUUCUGUUUUAGGACUCUCUGGGAUAUUGUGUGUUUUGUAUUAAUUGUGUACAGACUGCUAUUGUGAUACCAUAGAAUGAAACUGGGAAAGAUCUAAUUGCAAAAUAUUCUGUAAUGCACAAGACGUUUUAUAUUGUAAUUUUGAUCACAUGAGUAGUGACAGUUUUUAUUUAAGCCUUUUUUUCAUUGUUUUUUUUUUUUUUUUUUUGGCUUGCCUGUAUUUGUGGUUGUGAUGUGAGGUGGCCUUUUAAGCAUCCAGCUAGUUAUUAGAGGUGCCGGUCAGGAGGCUGUUGGUGUUUUUUUCUUUUUUUUAAGUGUGCCAACAUACCUAAAGGACUAUAGGAUUCUGGUUUUUCAUAUCACCGAUUUGUGCAAUCCACUGCAUGAGCCAACACACAAUCCAGCGCCGUCGGAGCUGGAUAAUCUCUCUUCAUUUAUACUUUUUUAUGAGUUUUUGUACUUCCCUUUAACGAUCGAACAUGCAAUGCAUUCUGUAGCCAUUUUGAAUAAGGUCAUGCCGAUAGCGUCUAUACUAAGAGUUUAAUGUGAGUUGGUGUUGAGUGUAGAUCAGGGAUUUAUCAAAAAGUCUGAAAAUGUAUAAACGGUCGACAGGGAGUCAAUUUGGCUGGAAAACCUUUGAAACUGCAGAAGUGUUUUAUCUUGUAUUGUUGUCUGGCCAGUAGCUUACAGGGUUCUCUAUGCUGUGUACAGGUCGAUAUAGGUUUAACUGAUGCUUCUGUAUAUCUUGUCUUCCUUUCAUUUGAAAAGAAAUUUUAAAUAUAAAAGUAUGAUAGGUUGCUAUUUUUUUAAGCACGAAUAUUAGUUUAUGAUUAAAAUGCUACAAGAAUGGGAAUAUGAAAGUUUUUGUGUAAAACUAAGUUCAUUUUUAAUUGAAUGUGGAACUGUAUGAGCUGACGGUUUUCUUUGUAAUUGUAAAUAGUCACAUCUGGAUCUAAUUAAAAAACAUAUAAUUCCUUGAACCUCCUGUGAAA
Messenger RNA from Acanthochromis polyacanthus (spiny chromis), 4844 nucleotides. It is a transcript of the gene phactr4b, whose product is annotated as phosphatase and actin regulator 4b. Lineage: Eukaryota; Metazoa; Chordata; Actinopteri; Pomacentridae. Gene Ontology annotation, molecular function: actin binding. Gene Ontology annotation, biological process: actin cytoskeleton organization; neural crest cell migration. Bases 664 to 3312 code for a protein of 882 amino acids. The transcript has 14 exons. The record is from RefSeq and is a predicted model, not a curated record.